Cladophialophora yegresii CBS 114405 is the source of this 1926-nucleotide messenger RNA. RefSeq lists its product as uncharacterized. Lineage: Eukaryota; Fungi; Ascomycota; Eurotiomycetes; Chaetothyriales; Herpotrichiellaceae. Bases 1 to 1926 code for a protein of 641 amino acids. The record is from RefSeq and is a predicted model, not a curated record. The transcript is spliced from 3 exons.
AUGUCUCCUUCCGCCGUCAUUCCUGAGGGCAUUGCUGUCCUGGAGUCGGACGUGGGCAAGCACCUGUCCUCAGAGUACAAGUUGAAUGGUCAGAAGGUGACCGAGAUCGAAGUCACGAAUCAUGACGAUUCGAUAGCGGGUCCAGACUGCCAUCCCUCGACUACGCCGCCCCAAAUCCCACGGCUGGACAUCUCGAUACAAUAUCAGGUCAAGGAGCGGCCAUUGGGAUGGAUCCGUCCGAUCCGAAUCAUCUGUUUGGGUGCUGGUGCCAGCGGUGUCAAUUUGGCGUAUCAGGUUCAACAGCGAUUGAAGAAGACCGAACUCGUGGUCUAUGAGAAGAACCCCGCGAUCGGAGGGACGUGGUAUGAGAAUCGGUAUCCGGGUUGCAAGUGUGACAUCCCUUCUCACAACUACCAAUUCUCAUGGGAGCCCAACCCGGACUGGACGGAGAUGUUCUCGACUUCGUCCGAGAUUCGGGCGUAUCUACAGAAAUGCGUGGACAAGCACAACCUGGGGCAAUAUUUCAAACUGAGCCACAACGUCGUGGGCAGCAGAUGGGAGGAGGCCACCGGCAAAUGGCACAUCAGUGUCCGCAACCACCUUACGAACGAGACCUUUGAAGACACGUGCGACUUUUUCGUCAACGCCGGCGGGAUUCUCAACAAUUGGAAGUGGCCAGACGUCCCCGGAUUACACGACUUCAGAGGCCGGCUGGUUCACAGUGCGAACUGGCCGAUGGACUGGGACUAUGAAGGCUUGAAAGUUGCAGUGCUGGGGAACGGGUCGUCGGGCAUUCAAAUCGUGCCCACCAUGCAGCCCCGUGUCAAGGAACUGGUCCAUCUGGUCCGUUCGGCGACGUGGGUCACGCCCUCGGCACCCGCACGGUAUGCGGCCUUGUUAGGACGGCCCAUGCCCGAUAUCUUCUCGGAUGAGCAAAAGGAGAGUUUCCGAAACGACCCAGAAGUCUACCUCCGGUUUCGAAUCGAGAUUGAGCGGGAGACGAACAAGCGAUUCCCUCUCCUGCUGCAGAACAGCCAGAAACAACGAGAUUCUACGCAAGCCAACUACCAGGCCAUGCUCGACCGACUGGGACCCGAGGCCGCGGCGCGGUACGCGAAGGAGAUCAUCCCCGACUUUCCUGUCGGCUGUCGCCGGAUCACUCCAGGCUUGGGGUAUCUGGAAUCAUUUUCCCAGCCCAAUGUGAGGGUGAUUACGAACGCAAAAAUUCAACGGGUCGACGAGAAAGGCAUUCGACUGGAGAGCGGCGAGCAUAUCGAGGUGGACGCCAUUGUGUGCGCCACUGGAUUCGACGUCUCGUUUACCCCUCGAUUCCCGAUCACUGGCCGCGACGGUAUCAGCUUGAAGGACGUCUGGUCGAAACCCAACAUCCCUUUCGCUUACUUGUCGACAUGUAUUCCCAAGUUCCCCAAUUACUUCGUUCUUCUCGGACCUAAUGCUCCUAUCGCCCACGGAUCCGUCCUCGCGGUGACGGAGCACUGCUCCAAGUAUCUGCUUCAAAUGAUCACCAAGGCCCAGACGGAAGGCAUUCGGGCCAUCGACGUCAAACAGUCGGCCUGCAACGACUUCAUGACCCACGUCCAUCACUUCAUGCCUCGCACGACCUGGGCCGCCCAAUGUCGCUCUUGGUUCAAAGGUGGCCAAGUGAGCGGGCCCGUGACCGCGAUCCACCCGGGGAGUCGGGUGCAUUGGUUCCACAUGAUGGAGAGACCCAAGUUUGAAGAUUUCGACUACGACUACGAAGAGGACAAUCGCUUUGCCUAUUUGGGCAAUGGGUUCUCGCGCCGGGAGAUGGGCAUUUACGACCCGGGGACGGUCGAAGGGUGGAAUCCCGAGGAAGGGGAUCUGGAUGAUCUGGACGAUACUUGGUUUGUGACGGACACGAAUUGGAAGUACCUCUACUAUUGA